AUGGAGCGUAUUUUGAACCACCGCGACGUGAACGGCGUCAUGACAAGUAAACUCGUCCUCUGGAACGGCUAUACACCGGCGCGGGACAGCUGGGAGCCUCGUAUCCAGCUGAUUGUUGAUGUCCUUGGUAUCGUCGAGCAAUACGACGAACGGAGGCAGGAGGCGCCGGCUUUGACGGAAGUACCUGUCGCACGUGGUGACUCACCACAUGGAGGAUUCACGACAACAGGCGACGAAUCGCCUGCUGCUGAGGCAUGA
Peronospora matthiolae is the source of this 258-nucleotide messenger RNA. The record is from the annotation of a GenBank genome assembly. Lineage: Eukaryota; Oomycota; Peronosporomycetes; Peronosporales; Peronosporaceae.